UCCACCACGCCAGUCUGCGCUUUCCUCACUCUGCGCAGCUAAGCAUCCCCUGCUUCGCAAGUACAAACCCAGAACCUCUGUACUAAGGGAGAAAAAAGAGAAACCAUGACCAUCCUUUUGAUGCUAAUGAGCGCAGUUUUUUUUUGCUUCACAUUUUUGUUCUGGAAAAAGCGAUUUCAGAUAAAGAGACUCUAUAGUAGACUGUCAUCAAAUUCAACUGCUCUUGCACUGAUAAAAACAAGUACUUGCUCAAGUCACAGCAGUACUUCCAAACCUUCAGUCAAGAAUCUUUCUCAGGAUACGUUAAAGCACUUCCCACAUUCGAUGACCCUACGCAAGAGAAUAUUGGUGAAUCUCAAAGUCAUGCAAAAUCAGCUGAAUGAAUUGGAACAACUACUAAUUAUAAAGGGCUUAAAUGGUGCAGUAUUAAACCAGCAACCCACAAAAAAGGUUGCAAGGUACAAGGUAUUUCCCCGCACUCAUUAAAGGCAU
Molecule: messenger RNA, 492 nt
Organism: Cavia porcellus (domestic guinea pig)
Lineage: Eukaryota; Metazoa; Chordata; Mammalia; Rodentia; Caviidae
Product: kita-kyushu lung cancer antigen 1 homolog
Exons: 2
Coding region: 106-486 (126 amino acids)
Source: RefSeq, a predicted model, not a curated record